UUUUAGUUCUUUAUUUUUUAUAUUUUUCCAAAUUUCUAUUUUUUGUUCUAAUAUGAUAUUUGGUUUAGAAUGUUUUUUCUAAACUUCUUGGCAUUUGGUUCUGUUCUGUUGCAGCUGUGGUAGUGCUCAGCUACUGAUAUGGGGUGCUCAUUCUUUGAGUUCAUUCUUUGCUGAAUCUCGUUUGGCAGAGAAUACCUCUAGAUUUUUUGCAAGGUGACAAAUUUAGAGCAGCAGUAGAUAAUUACAUUAGGCCUCUCCUAACUAAGGGAGUUCCAUCUCUUUUCUCUGAUCUUUCGUCUUUGUAUAAUCACCCAGGGAAGGUAGACAUUUUGGAACAACUUAUUCUUAUAUUUUUUCACAGCGCUCUUCAAGCUAAGGUAUAUUAAAGAUCAGAUAGAGAAAGGUAAUUUAUAAAGGAGGAAUUCAAGAAAUUAUUGUAGCAUUUAUACUGAGUAUCGCAUCUGCUAAAAUUAAUAAAUAUGUUAGAGGGAUUUGAGAUUCAUCAAGAGAAUAAUGAAGGAAGUGGCGGUAAGAGUAGUAAUGAUAAUGAGGGUGAGGAAAAUUCAUUUGACUUGAAUGAAGGAGCGGCUAUGAGUGAUGAUGAGGAAUUGGAAGAAGAGAAUAAUAAUGAAGCAAAGGAGGAUGAGGAGGAUAACAAUGAAGAAGAAGGGAAUUCAACAAACCCAAGUAGCAGUAGCACAGCAUCAAGAGAAGGGAAGAGAGGGAGUGGUGUGAACCAAUAUGUGAGAUCAAUGAUGCCACGGCUUCGUUGGACUCCUAAUCUUCAUCUCUCAUUUUCCCAUGCUGUUCAGAGGCUUGGAGGUCAAGAAAGAGCAACACCUAAAUUGGUGCUUCAGCUAAUGAAUGUCAGAGGCCUAAGCAUUGCUCAUGUCAAGAGUCACUUGCAGGAGUUAAUUGAUUUUCUAAAAGAAACUGGGCUGCAGUCAAGUGCAGCUGCCACUAGAAAUGCUUCAACUAAGCUUUUGGGUGUUCUACAUAGAUUUGUUGGUCUAGAUAUUAAAGGGUUCCUUACUGAUGUUAAGCCUGCAUUGCUCAAGGCUCUUGAUACUGAGUAUGAGAAGAAUCCAUGAGGGAGCAUCUGCAGCUCCCAAGGGAUCAGUCAACACAUCAGAAUCAUCUUCCUUAGUUGCUGCUGGUGGCUUGGAUAGCUUGCCUCGUGAAGACAUUAGUGGAAAGAUUACUCCUACUCUCUUGAAGAGCUUGGAAAGUCCUGAGUUGAAAGUUUGAUUGACAAUAUCUUUCAAAUAAUUUGAUGUUGUUGGUUAUUUUAACUAUUUAUUAUAACUGAAAGGAAUGAUGUUAUUAUGAUAUUUCAUGACAUUCUUCUGUGAUUUCCUUUUAGGUUCGUAUGGAGUCUAUUGAAGCUGUAAAUAAAAUAUUGGAAGAGGCAAAUAAGCGCAUUCAAGCAAAUGGAACUGGUACUUUAGUAGCAUUUGUAUUAUAAUUUUGAAACUAUUGCUAUGUGUGGGACUGAAUUUUGGGUUGUAAAAUCCCACAUGGACAUGAACUUUAUAUUACAAAGAUUAGGAUGAUUACAUGGAUGGGUGGUUACACAAGAUUAUAUAGGAUUAUGAACGAUUGCAUUAGAUAAAUUUGGGGUAGUGUUGAUUAUUGAAAGAUGGUAGAAUCUUGCAUUUUUAUUGAAUAGGUUCUUUCUUAAUAAUUAGUUAUUUGAUUUUUACUG
Arachis ipaensis is the source of this 1705-nucleotide messenger RNA. Lineage: Eukaryota; Viridiplantae; Streptophyta; Magnoliopsida; Fabales; Fabaceae. The record is from RefSeq and is a predicted model, not a curated record.